Molecule: messenger RNA, 1591 nt
Organism: Benincasa hispida (wax gourd)
Lineage: Eukaryota; Viridiplantae; Streptophyta; Magnoliopsida; Cucurbitales; Cucurbitaceae
Product: hyccin
Biological process (GO): phosphatidylinositol phosphate biosynthetic process; protein localization to plasma membrane
Cellular component (GO): plasma membrane
Source: RefSeq, a predicted model, not a curated record
AUGAUUCACUUAUAUGUAUUUGUCUCCACGAUUGACCCAUUGGCUUCGUCGUCCCCCCUGAAAGCAGGGGGCUCAGAUCAAAGCCUCCGAACAAUAACGCCGUAAUGGACUUCCACCGGAAUCCCUCCCUCAACAACCGCCAUUCCUCUUCCCCCUCCUCCUCCUCCGCCUCCUCAACCACCGCCCCUCAUAAUCCCUCUGCCUCCGCCACUGCCACCGCCACCGCCUCCGCCGACACCGACCCUAUGCACUCCUGGUGGGAGUCCGUUUCCAAAGCCCGCUCUCGUAUCCACGCCCUUUCCUCUAUUCUUCCCCCUCAUUCCGACUCUUUUUUCCUCUCCUCCGUCGCCGAUUCCGACCGUCCGGCCCUCUCUCUUUUGUCUUCUCAUGAUGCUUACUCCGCCAUCUCCUCUGCCCUUGCCUCCUCCCUCUCUGGAUCUGGUUCUGACCCUCUUUGCCACUGGCUUUACGAUACUUUUCUCUCUUCCGAUCCCCAUCUCCGCCUUGUUGUUCUUUCUUUCCUUCCUCUUCUUUCCUCCUUGUACCUUUCUCGUGUCCAUUCUACUUCCUCCGAUUCCCCUUCUCUCCCUUCCCUCGCCGGUUUUGAGGCUGUGCUUCUCGCGCUUUAUUCCUCUGAGGUUAAGUCUCGGGCGGGGAAGCCUGUUCUUGUCUCCAUUCCUGAUCUUUCGCUGCCUUCUCUUUAUCAUUCUCCUCGGAAUAAGCCCAAUUCUGGUGCCCAAGCUCAACUCAGGCCGUCUGUUGGGGUUCUUUCCCCUUCCCUCGAACCACAGAACGCGGUGAAGUCGACCAAAAGAGCUUGCAUUGUUGGGGUUGCUCUUGAUUGCUAUUACAAGCAGAUCUCACAGAUGCCGAGCUGGUCGAAGCUUGAAUUCUGCCGAUCUGCGGCGUCGUGGGCUGGGCAAGAUUGUUGCUGCAGGAGAGAGUUUGAUAAAGAGGAUGGUUUGGAUAUUGGUGGGUUUUCGGAGAAAAGGGCGUUGGAGUAUACGGAUGAGAUAGAAGAUGUUUCGGAAGAAAUGGGUAGACUACAAAUUGAAAAGUGUGGGAACAAUUCCAAUGAUUCAGAAUCUAAGGGGUCCAGAAUUCCGCUGCCAUGGGAGCUUUUGCAGCCAGUGCUUAGAAUUUUAGGACAUUGUUUACUGGCUCCUUUGAAUUCGCAAGAUGUUAAGGAUGCAGCUUCCGUUGCUGUCAGGUGUUUAUAUGCGAGGGCAUCUCAUGAUUUGGUACCACAGGUAAUAUUGGCCACUCGGAGUCUUAUUCAACUUGACAACAGAACUCGUGCGGCUGCAAAGGCUGCAGCAGCAGCAGCAAAUUCUUCUUCUAAUGCUAAUACACCCAGCAAAGAUAAGAAACCAGAAAUCCUAUUAGUCUCAAAAUAAACGAUCUGAAUGUCAUUUGGUUUGCAGGUAACAGAUGUUGUAUAGUGAAUCUGAAGCGGUUGAACAUUACUUUGUUUAGGACAAUACUGUAUGGAUGUCUGUAUUCUUAUAUGAUGGUUAAAUCUCUCACCAAGUUACAAGCCUUUUGAGUUGUACUUUCAUAGGAUUUUAUAGUACUUGUGUUUCAUGGCUGA